Messenger RNA from Pyrenophora tritici-repentis Pt-1C-BFP, 942 nucleotides. RefSeq lists its product as uncharacterized. Lineage: Eukaryota; Fungi; Ascomycota; Dothideomycetes; Pleosporales; Pleosporaceae. The record is from RefSeq and is a predicted model, not a curated record.
AUGCCUGGAAACCAAACGUCCGAAGAGUGCCAUUGUGGUAGAAGCUAUGCAGAAGCAAUAGCCGGCACAUGUCCCCAGGGACUUCAUAACAGCCCUGAUCUCACACCGCUAAAUCGAAAAAUCCACGCACAACCGUUCGUCCCGGCUACCUCAUCUCGCGUUGCGAUCUCCGAUUUUCGUGUACAAGACACGCCUGCUCGACAACCAUGCCAGCCUCAUAGGACUGGUAAUAAACGCAAGAUCCGCUGCGGAGAUAUCGUCAACAUCCCUGUCAUCGAACAGUGCCGGGUGGAGAAACCACGACCAGACGAUUUCAAGAAGAAUGGUCUCUGCUACGCUGAUAGAAAAGAUUAUGGAGGCGAGGUACCUGUGUACUAUGGAGAUCGAUACGCCGUUGUGAUAGGCAUUCAUAGCGGGCCCUCCAGCUUCUAUACCUGCUUGCCAAUCUACAGCUUCGAAAACAAGGGUGUGAACAAGCACCAUUGGCAGGAAGCAACUCAGUACAUUCUCUUACUGGAGGCACAAAAGGGUAACGAGACUGACGCGUCGAUCAAGGACGCUGCUGAGCGGCAUCGCCACGUGCCAAUCGAGUUCGCGGCUAGACUUGAUAAAAGGUCAUUCUUUAAGCCGCGCGAGUAUUCUCUGAUUUCACUGAGUCAUCUGACGCCAGUGUAUCGCGUUAAUCGUGUUGAGCAGACUUGGUCUCGUCUCGAUGCUGAUAGCUUUGACAUGUUACUAGAUGCAUAUCUGACAUAUACGCGUCUAGCUGCGACGCCUUACGAAAAGCGUAGAAAAAUGGAAUGGGAGCCGUUCAAUUGGAUGGUUGAGCCUUUUGCAGGGCCAGAAGGGGCCAAAGAAAAGGGAAAGAAGCGCGAAGCGUCUCCCGGAGAUGGCCCAUCAGAGAAGCGAAAGACGCAGACACGUAAGGGUGGAGCGAACUAG